Messenger RNA from Gordionus sp. m RMFG-2023, 2961 nucleotides. RefSeq lists its product as uncharacterized. NCBI's taxonomy places the organism in Eukaryota, Metazoa, Nematomorpha, Gordioida, Chordodea, Parachordodidae. The transcript has 11 exons. Gene Ontology annotation, molecular function: ATP binding; ATP-dependent DNA damage sensor activity; mismatched DNA binding. Gene Ontology annotation, biological process: mismatch repair. Bases 1 to 2919 code for a protein of 972 amino acids. The record is from RefSeq and is a predicted model, not a curated record. Gene Ontology annotation, cellular component: MutLalpha complex.
AUGAAAAAAAUCAAAAAACUUGACAAAUCUUCAAUAUUAACAUUAUGCUCAGCUCAGGUAGUAAUAUCUUUAGACACUGCUAUCAAAGAACUUUUAGAAAAUAGCAUUGAUGCUGGAUCCACAAACAUCGUCAUAAAAUUAAAAGAUUAUGGAUUGUCUCUUAUAGAAAUUUCUGACAAUGGUGAUGGGUUAUUUGAGAGUAGCUUGAUUAAUAUAGUUCAAAGGCAUAAUACUUCAAAAAUAGCAAAAUUUAAUGAUAUUGGAAAUUUAAACAGCUACGGAUUUAGAGGUGAAGCAUUAAGUUCAUUAUGUGCUCUGUCAUCAAGCUUUACAAUUACAACUAAUUCUGAACAAAGCAAUUUAAAGGAUCAAUCUAUGAAUAGUUUUAAAGUCUCUUUUGAUAAUAAAGGAAAAAUUGUAGAAAAAAUUUUAUAUCCUAGAGAAAAAGGCACUACCAUUCUGAUCCAAGAUCUUUUCUAUUCUUUGCCAGUAAGGAGGAAAGAGCUUUUUAAUAAUAUUAAACGUGAAUACUCUAAAAUGAUUUAUAUGUUGCAAACAUAUUCUUUGCUACCUUUAGGAAUCAGGAUAAAAUGUAUAAAUCAAAUAACUAAAAAUGAUAUCAAUUCUAGCUAUUCCCAAAUUUCAAACAAAGAAAAUAUUGUAAUAUCUAUUGAUGGCACUAAGGACAUUAAAGUUAAUAUUGCAAAUAUAUUUGGUCCCAAGUCCUUGGAUAAUCUUUUAACUAUUGACACUUCUAUUGGUAAUGAAGUAUAUGAUUGUGAUAAGACAAAAAUCAAGGGUUAUAUAUCAUCUUGUAAACAUGGAUCUGGACGAAGUAGUUCUGAUAGACAAUACUUUUACAUCAACAAAAGGCCUGUCAUAUUGAACAAAUUGAAAAAAGCGGUCAAUGAAAUAUAUCAUUCCUAUAACAAAUCUCAAUAUCCCUUUGUGUGCCUUUUUAUAACCGUUCAAAAUGGUACCUUUGACAUAAAUAUAACCCCCGAUAAAAAGAUGAUAUAUCUGGAAGACAUGGAAACAUUAAUUUACGAAAUUAAAGAUAAAUUGAAAGAAUUAUAUGAUUCACAAAUAGCUAUUUUACCUAGCGUAUCUACAUUUGAUCAAAAUAACAUUAUCAAUAAUCAUAAAUCGCUUAAUAUAAAACAAUCCUCUAUAUUUUCGUUUAUACCGUCUAAAGUGAAUGAAACGGAAUCGACAGAUGAUUUUGAAAACAUUUUGGAAAUGAUUGAUAGAUCCACUUACGCUAAAAAUAUUAUAAGCAAUGAAAUGGAUCCCAUAUCACCAAACAUUGAUUUUGAUUCCCCAAAACCAACAGCUUACAAUACUUAUGCUAAAAAUAUUAUUAGUAAUGAAAUGGAUCCUACAUCACCAAACAUUGAUUUUGAUUCCCCAAAACCAACAGCUUACAAAUCUAAUCUAAACAUAUACACGAUAGAUGAUUACAAUGAUAUUAAUGGUACGACAAGAAACAGGCUCACUGACAAUUCUAUAAACCCUACCAUUAACAAUUCCAUUCGCAAUUCCUUUGAAUUUUCUUCCCCUUCUUCAAAACUAUAUUCUUUUUACAAGAACGACAAUGUGGAAAUCGAUAAGAAAGUAGAAAAGCAGGUCACAGAAGGAAUUGAAAUGAUUAAGAGUCAACACAAAAAUGGCGAUAAAAUCCAGAUUUUUGAAUUACCGGGUACUUUAAAAAAGAAUCAACAAGGGGAAGAAGUUAUUAAUAGAAUUUUAGGAAUACCUCAAAGGAAUGAUGUUGAUAAUAAUGGUUUUUGUGAUGAUUCAAUUUUAAAUGAUAAAGAUGAUAUCAGAGAUUGCUUUGUUAGCAAACCUCUCCAGCAUGCCAUUCCCUCUAUCAACAAAUCUACGCUUGAGCAGAUGGAAAUUUUAGGGCAAUUCAACCUUGGUUUUAUAAUCACUAAACUCGGUAACGAUUUGUAUAUUGUAGAUCAACAUGCCAGUGACGAAAAAUUUAAUUACGAGCGCUAUCGCAAGCGAUAUUGUUUAUUCAGUCCAAAUUCUAACACAACUGUUUUGUCAGAAAAUAUCACAUCAACUCAAUCUCAAAGUUCUCAAUUAAAUGAUUCCCAAGAUGAUACCUGCAGGAAAUCAUCACCAAUCAUAUCUCAUAAACUUAUUAAACCUAUCCCUCUGCUUAAUCUAUCGAGUGAAGAUGAAAUUUGGCUUGCCCAAUCAUUGGAUUUGCUCAAAACCCUUGGUUUUGAUUUCCUUUGCUCCAACAAUCGUCAUGAUGAAUUUAAUGAUAUUUUUAUUAAUUAUAAUUCCGGGGUCGAUGUGUUUGACAAUUUACAAGAAUCUUUUGAGAAAACCACAUAUUAUUUGACCGCGACUAGGGGAUUCAUGUUGGAUAAUACAAUGACACUAUUGGGAGAAACUGAUAUUUUAGAAAUAUUGCGUGAAAUAAAACGCAACCCUCAAAUAAAACCCUUAUAUUUAGAUAAAAACUUUGAAGAUGUUGUCCAAAAUUAUGCUACUCAUAAUGAUGAAUCAUUUGAUAAAGAUAUUCUGGAGUUUAGUUUGGAUAGUUCUAGUCCAAGCUCCAACACAAAAUCUCGAACUUCCAAUCUCACUCUAAAUAAUUCUAAUACAAUAGGCACAAUGGAUGAAGAAAUGGUGUCUAGUUGUAAAAUAAUAAAUUUUCAAAACAAUCAAAGUUCUCUUCUGCUUACAGGAACAAUUGAUAACGAAUCUUCUUUUUUUGACUAUGUUCCUACUAAGAUUGAAAAACUCUUAGCUUCAAAAGCUUGUAGAACCUCUAUCAUGAUUGGUACCGCAUUAACGUUCUCCCAAAUGAAAAGGAUUGUUAAGAGACUAUCGUAUUUGAACAAUCCAUGGUUUUGCCCUCACGGCAGGCCUACCAUCAAUCAUUUAUACAGACUAUAGUUUUCCUACAAUUUUGCUAGGCAUAUAUAUUAUUAGCAUGAA